AUGGUGUCCUCUGCGAGACCCCCGGAUUGGGAACACCGCAUCGCGACGGCACUGUCCAUCUUUUUCAGACUCUCGGCGUGCCGCCCAUCUUCAUCCUGUUGGGCUUCGCCCUGUUCUCUCCCCCUCCUCCUCCUCCUCCCCCUCACCACCCCGCCGGCGACCACCACGGCCCGCGGCAACGUGGAGAAGCCCAAGAAGGUCGCCGUGGUACCCCCCGUUGACACCCACGACAACCACGACCACGACAGCCACAAGAAACCCGCGACGAAGCCCAAGAACAGUGUGGACGACAAGGGGAAGGUGGUAACGGACGCCAACUGGUACACGUGGAAGUACCCGGCGCGGGCGCCCGACGCCGACGUGGACUCGGUCUACAAACAGUGCGGCUCGCUCAUUCCGCCCAAGGCCAACUGGUGGGGCGAUGAGGGAGACGAGGGGGAGGAGCGGCGGCAGAGGGCGGGCGGGCGCCGGCUGCCGCUGGUGCCCAUCGCCCAUCGCGAGGACCUGGGCUGCCUGGCCGAGCUCUACGGACUCAAGACCGGCGCCGAGCUCGGCGUGCAGGCAGGUCUGUUCGAAGGACAUCCUGGCGCGCUGGAAAAGCUGCGAGAAGAGCGCUACGACGACACCGCCAACGUGGACAACAAUAAGCAGGAGUCGCUCUUCCAAGCGACUAAGAAGCGUUUGGCGCAGCACGCCAACAUCACUGAGUUCAUGCGCAUGUACACGACCGAGGCGGCCAAGCUGGUGCCCGACGAUUCGCUCGACUUCAUCUACAUCGACGCGCGGCACGACUACUGCGGGGUGCGCGAGGACCUGCGCGAGUGGUGGCCCAAGCUGCGCAUGGGCGGCAUCCUCGCCGGCCACGACUACCUUUCGGCCGCCGAAGCCGCCAAGGGCGGCCAAUCGUGGCGUCAGUGCAUGGACGGGUCGGAGGGGAGCGGGGCGGUGAAGGGAGCGGUGAACGAGUUCGUGUUUGCCAACAACCUGCAGCUGUUGUCGACCUAUGACGGCCUGUGGUACUCGUGGUACCUCCAGAAGCUGCAGUAA
Molecule: messenger RNA, 1047 nt
Organism: Acanthamoeba castellanii str. Neff
Lineage: Eukaryota; Discosea; Longamoebia; Acanthamoebidae
Exons: 9
Coding region: 1-1047 (348 amino acids)
Source: RefSeq, a predicted model, not a curated record